This is a messenger RNA of Arthroderma uncinatum, 2319 nucleotides long. RefSeq lists its product as uncharacterized. Lineage: Eukaryota; Fungi; Ascomycota; Eurotiomycetes; Onygenales; Arthrodermataceae. Gene Ontology annotation, molecular function: zinc ion binding; DNA binding; DNA-binding transcription factor activity, RNA polymerase II-specific. The record is from RefSeq and is a predicted model, not a curated record. Bases 1 to 2319 code for a protein of 772 amino acids. Gene Ontology annotation, biological process: DNA-templated transcription; regulation of DNA-templated transcription. The transcript is spliced from 2 exons.
AUGGACGUCAAGCCGCCCUCUCCGGCCGACGAGAAUGGCCUGAAACGGAAACGUAUUUCUCUCUCCCAACAUGACUUAAACCUGCACCUCGCCCGUCCCUUCGCCGCUCCUUUAUCCUUAUGCGUGGGUGUAUUGUGCGCACUUGCUGACUGCAUUGCUCUAGGUCCGGCUGCCUGUGUUCACUGCCAUCAGCGAAAAGUCCGCUGUGACGCGCGCACCGUUGGGGUCCCGUGCUCCAAUUGUAGGACGGCGGGGAAACUCGAUUGCCGGAUACACGAAAAGAAAAAACGAACUGCUUCUCGAUCCCUGCGCCAUCCCGUACCCAUUAGAUGCGCCCCGUUCCCCGAAACGGACGAGCCUCAUGCACAGGCAUCGCUAUCCCACCCGGUGUCGGAUUCACACCACACCACCAUGUCGAUACUAGACAUACCCGAGCCGAAGGAGGAGAUGUGCCCGGCAGCGUCGGUCAUGGACUACUCAGAGGCUGCAAACCCCGAUAUAUCGCCUGACGAGGACGAUAGCUCGGAGCGGGACAAGCAAUUGGCUAAAUUGAUAGACGAGGAGUCCACACACCGCAAGAUUCAAAAGGGCGUGAGAGUCAUCUAUGUCGGGCAGGACGUAUCAAACCUAAAUUUCCUUCUACGGCAGCAACACGUAGAUCGUGACGACGAAGUAUACCACUUCGCGACGAAUGAGAUAUCCAGGAAAUAUAUAGAGUGUGGGUUUGAACAGGUGCCGAGAGAUGCGUUCGUUCUCCCCGAGCAGGCUCUUGCUGACGAACUCGUUGACGCAUACUUCAAGCAUGUCAAUCCCGGGUUUCCCAUCCUCGCCGAGGAUAUAUUCAUGGCUCAGUACAGAGCGCGGGACCCAAACGAUGCUCCGUCUCUGCUCAUACUCCAGGCGGUGCUCUUGGCCGGCGCUCAUGUUUCUCGUCCGAGACCAAUGCGAGACACUCUAAAGGCCGCAUUCUUUCGCCGAGCCAAAAUACUAUUCGAAGCACGUGUUGAGCGCAAUAGAGACAUCAUGGUCCAGGCGGCUCUUCUGCUAACCUGGUAUUCAGAUCCAAUUGAUGACGAUGUAGCCGCAAACGCUCAUUACUGGGUGGGUGUCGCAGCUAGGAUAGCUACCGGACUAGGAAUGCAUCGAAACUCAGGCUCUAGCAUGAUAGUACCGCCUGAUAAACGAAUGUGGCGAAGAGCUUGGUGGAUCUUGGUGCAGUUCGACGUAAUGGUUUCCCUGCAGUAUGGUCGUCCACAAGCAAUAAACUUGGACGACUGUGACGUCGAACCGUUGAGCGCCUCCGACUUUGAAGGGUGCGGCAAAAACAUACAAAAGGACUAUGUCAUACAGUUCACCGAACUCUGCUGUAUGAUCUCCUUUAUAGUUCGAGAAAGGUUUGGCCUACGCAUCGCCCCCGAACGACGAAAGGUAAUCCUCUCCGAAGCCGACAAGGCUCUCGCGAACUGGUCCAUCAAACUGCCCGAUACCGUUCGCAUGUCCACCGCAGACAUGGAUGCCUGGCCCGCCUUGCUCCAUCUAACCUAUAACAACUUCCUCAUACUCCUCCAUCGUCCUCACCCACGCGCCUCGGCAGAUACCUACGCUCACAACGAUGCAGAGAUUUGCAGCGCCGCCGCCGGCGUUAUCGUGUCUAUAUUUGAAGAGCUCCGAGAAAAGGAUAGAAUCAAGUACCUCUGGUCGUCAUCCGUCAACACGCUGUUCACAGCCAUGAUCCAAAUUAGAGUUGAACUUCGCUUCUCGAAUCCUGUGCUAGCAAUCAACGCCCUUCGCCGCUUCGACUCGACUCUAGUCUCCCUCCGCUCGCUAUCAGAUUACUGGCAUAACGCAGAAAGCAUCUUGCAGCUUUUCGAAAGCUCCAAACGCCUAAAGCAUGAUAUGCAGAUGGUCAAGGCCAAACAGUCCGGCACCACCAGGCCUCGGGAAGGCGAUAGUGUCUCCAAAGCUACCGAGGGUCCAGCUUUGAACGUCGAAGUGCCGCCGCCACAAUCACAGCUACAAGGUUGGUGGCCUAAACCUCAAUUUGGCGAUAGGCUUAAUUACUUCACUCAUCCUGAUUCCAUGGUCCCUGUCAGCGGUCCCCAACCGCAGCAACCGCAGCAACCUCAACCACAACCGUCAGAACAUCUUGCAGGCAGGGGGCCAGACUGGAAGCAGCUAUUUACUUUUGCGGAGUCUGAACCGUGCGGAGCGGUUGUUCCUGAAAACCUUAAUGAUAUGGAAGAUGAAUGGCGCGAGCUUUAUUUGCAUGAUCCGGGGUUGACAGACUAUUUCCAGGAGAGCACAUGGUUGCAAAGCUAG